CCAGUGCUUUGCAUUAUCUUCUGCCUUGCACGCUUAUCGUCCUCCUUUGCAUAUCACGUGCUUCCCUUCGUCCAAUAACCGCUUGCGUUUAGUCUGCACGGGCGCGUGAGCGUCGCUUUACUCUCUCAAGUUCACCGUCGCAUAUUUACAGUCGUGGGGAUUCCUGAAAGAGCUGGAAAAGGCUCAAUGUUGGUCGUGCUAUGACAGCAUCUCUGCUCCUCCAUUCCCGCUGGAUCGAGCCGGUGAUGUUUCUCUGUGACAGCGGCUGCUCAGACGACGUGAGCAAGAACAUGGAGGGAUUCGCGGGAAGCAAUUUCUCCGCCAACCAGUGCCGGAAUCUCGUGGCCCACCCGACUUCUCUUGCUCCCGGUGCGCCCUAUGGAUCAAGUGAAGUGCCUGUAUCUGGCGUGACGGAACCUGUCAAGCAGUGCAGCCCGUGUUCGGCGGCGCAGAACUCCCCCGGUGCUGCUUCUUUGCCCUAUGGAUAUUUCGGUAGUGGCUAUUAUCCGUGCCGAGUAUCACAUCACGGCGCAGUGAAGUCUUGCGCGCAGCCUGCCUCUUACGCAGAUAAGUACAUGGAGACGUCUGUCUCCGGAGAGGAGUUUUCUUCUAGAGCUAAGGAGUUCACUUUCUAUCAGGGGUACUCGUCCGGACCUUACCAACCUGUGCCCAGUUAUCUGGACGUGCCAGUCGUGCCUGCUCUAAGCUCUGCUCCAGAACCGAGACACGAGUCAAUUUUGCCCGUGGAAACUUACCACCAGCCUUGGACCAUCACGAACAGCUGGAACAGCCCUGUGUACUGCCCAAAGGAGCAGACCCAAUCCAGUCAUCUCUGGAAGUCGUCUCUUCAAGACAAUGUGUCAGGAAGUGAUGGCGCUUCCAUUCGACGCGGGAGGAAGAAGCGAGUCCCUUAUACCAAAGUCCAGCUGAAAGAACUUGAGCGCGAAUACGCGGCCAAUAAGUUCAUCACGAAGGAUAAACGGAGACGGAUAUCUGCUCACACAAACCUAACCGAGCGUCAGGUCACCAUCUGGUUUCAGAACAGGAGGGUAAAGGAGAAGAAGGUGGUCAACAAAUUCAAGAGCAUCACUUAAGGGGCUACGGAAUUUGAGACGGACAGAGUGAAGGAACCACUUCGUUAUUUAUUAUGUUCCUCUGGGAGUGACUGUGCUGAGAUUUGUAGCGUAUAGCUUCCAUGCAAGAAAAAAAGAACAUUCUGCUAAACUCUGAAGACCAUAUAUGUUACACGGUGAUCGUGAUGAGGAAGCAAAUAAACUGUCAAAACAUUUGUAUGCCUAUACACAAUUUUUAUUUUUAUUUUUUUGCCACUGCUACUCUACACAUAAACUCCGUUUCGUAUUGAAACAUGAAACCAUUGUGUUAAUUGUAAUUGCGCGGGAGACAAAUGCUGUGUCUAGGUUCAGUAACAUGAAGCUACAAUUAACUCAAUGUUGCAAGAAUAUGUUGUUAAGGCUAUAGACCAGAGGUCAUCUAACCCAGUCCUGGAGUUCCGGAGUCCACCUCAAUUUUUGUGAUUUUGAGGCUUAAAGACGCCUAAUUCUGGAACUGAUGGCCCCAGCUACAGACCGCCAAUACAUUACUAGUUUAUGUAAAUAAAUACAACUUAGAUAUGACUACAUGGUAUCUUAAAGAUUUUAGGUAGAACUAUAAUUAUUCACAGUUUGUUCAAUGUUUGUACCCCGCUAGGUCUCUAGCCCAGGUUGUUUAUUUGUUGCUGCAAACAAUAUUCCAAUAAAACUCCCAUUUUAAUAUUUCCA
Tachysurus fulvidraco (yellow catfish) is the source of this 1778-nucleotide messenger RNA. It is a transcript of the gene hoxa13b, whose product is annotated as homeobox A13b. Gene Ontology annotation, molecular function: RNA polymerase II cis-regulatory region sequence-specific DNA binding; DNA-binding transcription factor activity, RNA polymerase II-specific. NCBI's taxonomy places the organism in Eukaryota, Metazoa, Chordata, Actinopteri, Siluriformes, Bagridae. The coding region runs from base 201 to 1094 and encodes 297 amino acids. The transcript has 2 exons. The record is from RefSeq and is a predicted model, not a curated record. Gene Ontology annotation, biological process: regulation of transcription by RNA polymerase II.